AGGUGAUGAGAGAGUCAGUGAACGAGCUGGCCCAGCGUCCCGUCCAGGGUUGUUAUAUUCAUGGCCUGUUUCUGGAAGGCGCUCGCUGGGAUCCCCUCUCCUUUCAGCUAGCAGAGUCACGCCCCAAGGAGCUUUACACAGAGAUGGCAGUGAUCUGGCUCGUCCCUGUUCCCGACCGCAAACCUCCAACCACGGGCUUCUACCUGUGCCCAAUCUACAAGACGCUCACUCGAGCAGGGACAUUGUCAACAACAGGUCAUUCUACCAAUUAUGUGAUUGCGGUGGAGAUCCCCAGCAGUAAACUCCAGAGGCACUGGAUCAAACGGGGUGUAGCCCUCAUCUGUGCGCUAGACUUCUAGGAAGCCAUAGCAGCAAGGGGUCUGCGCACCAAGGUACAGUUGUACUGUGUAUUUGUAUGCACUGCUUGGUUGGUGCAGUCAACUAGGGCUAGAACAGGCUUGUAAUUAAACCCUGCUCUGGCUGCCCUUGCCUCUCAGAGCUCUUGUUUAGUUGUCAUAAAUAAAGAAGCUGUUCUAUUUUA
This is a messenger RNA of Terrapene triunguis (Three-toed box turtle), 541 nucleotides long. Its product is annotated as dynein heavy chain 1, axonemal-like. The record is from RefSeq and is a predicted model, not a curated record. NCBI's taxonomy places the organism in Eukaryota, Metazoa, Chordata, Testudines, Emydidae. The coding region runs from base 6 to 359 and encodes 117 amino acids. Gene Ontology annotation, molecular function: minus-end-directed microtubule motor activity; dynein light intermediate chain binding; dynein intermediate chain binding. The transcript is spliced from 2 exons. Gene Ontology annotation, biological process: microtubule-based movement. Gene Ontology annotation, cellular component: dynein complex.